Messenger RNA from Rotaria socialis, 1023 nucleotides. The record is from the annotation of a GenBank genome assembly. Lineage: Eukaryota; Metazoa; Rotifera; Eurotatoria; Philodinida; Philodinidae.
AUGCCACGGAAAAUCGAGAAAUUGUUUACUAAAAACAAAUAUCGAUUCAACUCAUCUAAGAAAGAAAACGCAUUCGAUUGGGAAGACAUACAAAACGUAACUCUCCGCAGUAAACUUUACACAUUCGAUGAUACUUAUUUAACUGAAUCAGAAGACGAAAGAGUUCGACGCCGUCAUGAAAGACAGAGUUUUCCUCUUGAGUCAAAGGUAAUUCAAAACACAGAAAGUGAUCCGCGAGAUGAUGGCUCCCCGUUUGUCACAGACUGGUUUCUCUAUUUCACUAAUGGCCAAUUGAAGCUAUCAUUCAAUGACCUCUUUGAUGCGCUGAUCAAUGGCAUACGAAAAGAAGGUCAAUUUAGAUCUGAAUCAGAACUAAAUAAAAUAAUUAACGCCCUCAUCGAUAUAAAAAAGGACGAUUCAAUCAAAUCUAAAGGUGAACGCAUGAAACGAUUAGAAGAAGCAUGCGCAAAGCUUUACACGAAAACAAGUUUUCUUUUCGAAGUUGUUAACCGAACCUUGCGCGAUAAUGAUCGUAGUAAAUUGACUUCACUCGGACCUUAUUGCUUCCUCGUUUACAACUACAUUGGUAGUCAAAUGCCUAAAUAUACAUCAAUUCCAUCCUAUUUUCGGCGAAGAAGUAACUCGACACAAUCAUCAUCAAUCGUUGUCUAUCGAGGUUGUGGCGCAACAAUGGAACUCAUUAACCAAUACCGUCAAGCAGCUGGACAAAAAGAUAAAUAUUUUAAAUGGUUAUCAUUUGUGUCAACUUCACUUGAUGAAAGUGUGGCUAAAACAUUCAUUUGUAAUGUCUUAUAUGAAAUUGAGUUGCAGCAGAAUGCAUUGAACGAUCAAUUCGUGAACUUAGAAAAUAUAUCCUAUCAUGCUGAUGAGAGAGAAAUUUUAUUACGACCAGGUGUUCGCUUUCGAGUCAGCCGAGUGGAAACAAUUGAAACAGACAAAUUAAAAGACAUUACAAAGAUCAGUAUCUCUAUUGUUCCAUCAUUUAUAUCUCUACUAAUGUGA